Messenger RNA from Galdieria sulphuraria, 946 nucleotides. Its product is annotated as 3-oxo-5-alpha-steroid 4-dehydrogenase 3 isoform 1. Gene Ontology annotation, cellular component: endoplasmic reticulum. The record is from RefSeq and is a predicted model, not a curated record. Gene Ontology annotation, molecular function: 3-oxo-5-alpha-steroid 4-dehydrogenase activity. Gene Ontology annotation, biological process: polyprenol catabolic process; dolichol-linked oligosaccharide biosynthetic process. Lineage: Eukaryota; Rhodophyta; Bangiophyceae; Galdieriales; Galdieriaceae. The coding region runs from base 24 to 860 and encodes 278 amino acids. The transcript is spliced from 2 exons.
UCAAUGAAAAAUCAAAUGGAAAAAUGUUGGAUGAGUUGGUGACGAUAUUCUGGUUGGUUGCUCUUGUUGCUUAUGCUUGCAAAUAUUUUUAUCCCACCUGGAGUCACAUCAUAUCUUAUGGAAGAAUAGUAUAUAGAGAAGAAGAAGAAAAGUGUAAAAUAUUGCAAAGAAAUAAUAUGACUGUUCAAAAAGGAAACCUUUCGUUGAUGGAAAAGACACUGUCAGGAUUGUUAUCCUAUCUUUUGUCUUCUAGAAUAGAAUACCGUACAGGAUUUACCCAUUUUUAUGGCAUCGGUUGCAUUGCUUCGUUGGUUUUAUUCUAUUUUCAAAACUUCCAUGGGAUUGGAAAGGCGAGAAGAGUGUGUUCUAGUUGGUUAUUUCUUCUUCAUACGAGUAGAAGGUUAUACGAAUCUUUGUUCAUGCAGGUCUAUAGUAAGAGAAAGAUGCACUUGUUGCAUUGGUUCGCAGGUACAAGUUAUUAUUUGUUCGCUGCUUGUACUUUUUGUUGGCAUGAUGACCAUCCCUAUUGGUCACUUUCUAAAGGGUGGCUUGCGUUGGUAUUUAUUGUUUUUGUAUGGAGCAAUUAUCAACAGUAUUUAUGUCAUCAGCACUUGGCACAACUGAGACGGAAGGAUGGAACAGACAACAAGCGUUAUUAUAUUCCAUACCGAGGACUAUUUCGAUAUGUUGUUUGCCCACAUUAUAUGUUGGAAAUAAUCAUAUAUGGAGUUUUGGUGAGUGGUAGUUGGGCUUGGUUUUCAUUCAGAGUGAUUUUGAUAGGUUUUGGGGAAGGGAGGCUCAAGGAACAGUUUUCUGAAUUUUGUUUUUGUUGUGCUCAAUUUGACAAGUCGGUCUAUUGAAUGUUGGCAUUGGUAUCAAAGUUAUUUUGGUAUAGAAUGUGUGAAUAGUCACUGGCAUAUAUUGAUACCUUGGUUGUGGUGAUGUU